AUGGCCACCACCAUUGUCAUCAAGUGUGUCAGCUGCGGGGCCAUGCUCGGCGUGCCCCCUCCGUCCGAGCAGCCGUCUCCGCUUGGCCAGUGCCCGUGCGGAGCCGUCAUUCCGCUCAACGCUGUCAACUCGGCCGCCGCCGCGUCGUCGUCGCCGCCGGCUCCGGCUGCCCCCUCGCCCACCCCGGCCUCGCUCCCGGACGGCUGGGAGGCCCAAGUCGAUGCUGCGUCCGGCCGAACGUACUACAUUGACCACAACACCCGAACGACGUCGUGGAGCCACCCAGAGGCGAAGCCGUCGCCCGCCGCAGUCACCGAUGUCGCCGCUGUCGCCGCCACGGCCUCGAUCUCGUUCACCCUCAACGGCAAGCCGGUCACCAUCGACUCGCCGGAUCCUGCGAUGUCGCUGCAGACCUGGCUCCGUGAGGUCGCGCUCCACACCGACGUCAAGCGGAUGUGCACCCAGGGCGGGUGCGGCGCGUGCCUCGUCGUCCUCUCGGGGACAAACGCCGGGACCGGGCGGGUCGAGCACCUGGCCGUCAACUCGUGUCUCCACCCGCUGAUGGCGGUCAAUGGCUGGGCCGUGACCACGCCUAUCGGCAUCGGCUCGCAGACCUCGGGCUUUCACCCUGUCCAGCUUCGUCUUGCCGACAACAACGGCUCGCAGUGUGGCGCGUGCUCGCCUGGCCAGGUCAUGGCCGCCUACGCGCUGUUCAAGGCCAACCCCAACGCGACCGAGCUUGACGUCGAGAUGAACACCGACGGCAACAUCUGCCGCUGCACCGGCUACUUUCCCAUCCUACAGGCCUUCAAGUCGCUCGUCGCCUCGUCGGCCAAGGGCGAGCUCACUCGCGAGCACCUCACCCUCCCGCACGAAGCCGCCGCCGCUUCCUCUGCGGCCGCCCCUGUCGCCGUCAAAAUGCCGGCCACCCUCGCCCGAGUCGCCGCUCCGACGGCUGCUCCGUGGUUUGCCCCGUCAACCAUGGCCGAGCUCUUUGCCACCAUGGCCACCAACCCCGGCGCCCGCCUUGUUGCCGGAAACACGUCGACAGGCGUGUACCCGUACCCGCCGGCCACCUUUCCGCAGGCCAUUGUCGAACUCAACGGAGUCUCAGCCCUCCAUCAGCUCUCGCUCUCGCCGACCGAGCUUACCGUCGGCGCCGGCGUCUCGCUCGCCCGCCUCCUGGCGUUCCUUCAGGAGCAUGUGGCGGCGUCGGCCACGUUCCCGGCCCUUGUUGAACACCUGAACAAGGUUGCCAACACCCCCGUCCGCAACGUGGCGUCGUGGAUCGGCAACCUGGUCAUGACCCACGACCACGCCGACUUUCCCUCGGACGUCUUUACCAUUUUUGAUGCCGCCAACGCCCGGCUCACGCUCGCCACGCCGGCCAACCAGGCCGGCUCGGUCGUCGACUUUGGCACCUUCCUCACCACGUCGCUCGACGGAGUGCUGGUGACCAAAAUGACGGUCCCGCUCUAUGGCGCCGACGUCCAGUUCAAGACCUUCAAGGUCAUGCAGCGCCACGUCAACUGCCACGCCUACGUCAACGCCGGCUUCCUCGUCUCGCUCGGCACGAGCUCGGUCAUCAACUCGGCCCGCAUCGUCUACGGCGGUGCCUUCCUCGCUGGAAAGUCCGUCACUGACGCCGCCACCCUCUCGGGCGCGCUUGCCACCCUUGUCGCCGAGCUCAAGCCUAACGCCGAGCCCGGGUACCUCGCCUACCGCACCGCGCUCAUCCCGGCCCUCUUCUACUCGUACUACUGCACACUGCUCCCGGCCGGCUCGGUCCCGGCAAGCCUCGAGAGCCUCGUCACGCAGUUUGAGCGCGGCGUCUCGUCGCACGCCGUCACAUUCAAGACCGAUCCGUCCGAGGACCCGGUCUCGGCCCCGAUCUCCAAGCUCUCGGCCAAGCUGCAGGCCUCUGGCGAGGCCGUGUACACCGACGACCUCCCGCCGGCUGCGAACCAGCUCUUUGGUGCCUUUGUCCUCUCCACUGUUGCCUCGGGCAAACUGCUGAGCAUCGACGCCUCGGCUGCGCUCGCCCUCGACGGCGUCGUCGCUCUCCUCACCGCUGAUGACUUUCCAGCCAACGGCGCCAACGCCUGGUGGGCCGACCUGCCGGUCUUUACCCCAGUCGGCGCCGACAUCGGCUUUCACGGGCAGGCCAUCGGAUUCAUUGUUGCUGAGAGCCAUGAGCUCGCCCUCGCCGCCGCCGCGCUUGUCACGGGCAACUAUGGGCCUGGAGCGCCGCCGGUCUUCACCAUCGACGACGCCGUUGCCGCCGGCCGCUUUGUGCCCGGCAACGAGGUGCCGAUCACCCAGGGCGAUGUCGCCUCGGGCUUUUCCUCGGCCCAGCACGUGGUCGAGGGCGUGUUGGAGAUGCCGUCGCAGGCGCACAUGACGAUGCAAACCCAGGUCGCGUCGGCGGCCAUCGUCGACGGCGACCUUGUUCAGCUCGACGUCGCCACGCAGUGGCCGGCCAUGACCCAGACGACGGUCGCCACCGCCCUUGGCCUUGAGCACAACAAUAUUGACGUUGUGGUCCGCCGCAUUGGCGGCGCCUACGGCUCGCGCAUCUCGUGCGCCAACCAGCCUGCCGUCGCCGCCGCCCUCGGCGCGUACCUGCUGCAGCGCCCGGUGCGGACCCAGAUGGACAUUGAGACCAACAUGAGGCUGGUCGGCAAGCGCUUUGCGCACCAGGCCAAGUACAAGGUCGGCUUCAACAACGACGGCAAGAUUGUUGCCGUCCAGGUCGAGAUCAUCUCCGACUGCGGGUAUGCCAACUCGGGCAUGGGCUCGGCAACCUCGAUGUACGUCGACAACACGUACAACGUGCCCAACUGGUCUAUCACCGGCAAGUUUGUUACCACCAACAAGCCGCCGAACACCGCGUGCCGUGCUCCGGGUGCGCUCCCCGGCAUCGCCUUUAUGGAGCGUAUCGUCGACCGUGUCGCCAUCGAGCUCGGCGCCGACCCGGCCACCGUCCGCACCGCCAACUUUUACGUCGCCAACGACGUGACGCCCACCGGCGCCCCGCUCAAGUACUGCUCGAUCGGCUCGCUUUGGGCCAAGCUCGCGUCGUCGGCCGACGUGUCUGCGCGGCUCGCGGCCGUCACCUCGUUCAACGCCUCGUCGCGGUGGAUCAAGCGCGGCCUCGCCAUGACUCCGGUCCGUUACGGCAUUGGCUGGGCAGGCAACAACAUGGCGACCCAGAUCAUGGUCAACGCAACUGACGGCUCGGUCUGGGUUCGCUCCUCGGGCAUCGAGUCAGGCCAGGGCCUCAACGUCAAGGUUGCCGCAGUCGUUGCUUUGGAGCUCGGCAUCCCCAUGGACCUCAUCAAGGUUCUCCCGGCCUCGACGUCGGGCACGCCCAACACUGGCGUGACGGGUGGCUCGAUCGGCUCGGGCGAGUGCUGCGCCGCGGCGCUUAUCGCCGCAAAGGAGCUCAACGCCGCGCUCGCGCCGGUCAAGGCCAUGCUCACUAGCGCCGCCGCGGGCGCGCCGCCGGCCUGGAUGGCGCUCGUCUCCAAGGCCAACGCCGCAGGCGUCAACCUCUCGGCCUACGGCUGGCUUGCCCCAAAGCCGCCGGCCGCCGGCCCGUUCCGCUACUCGUCGUACGGCGCGGCCGUCGCCGAGGUCGAGGUCAACGCGCUCACCGGCGAGACCCAGAUCCUCCGCUACGACGUGCUCUUCGACUGCGGCAUCUCGCUCAACCCGGCCAUCGACGUCGGCCAGGUCGAGGGCGCCACCGUCAUGGGCAUCGGCAACUUUGUGUGCGAGGAGCUCGUGUACGACGCCACUACCGGCGCCCUCGUCACAGACUCGACCUGGACCUACAAGCCGCCGUCGUCGCGCGACAUCCCCAUCGACAUGCGCGUCGAGCUCCUUCCCGACGCGCCCAACCCGACUGGUGUGCUCUCGUCCAAGGCCUCGGGCGAGCCGCCGCUCACCCUCACCGUCUCGGUCUUCCUCGCCCUCAAGAACGCCAUCGCCGCCGCUCGCGCCGACGCCGGCACCACCGGCUUCUUCGCCAUCGACCCGCCGCUCACCCCCGCCGCCAUCCAGCAGGCCUGCCUCGUCUCGCUCAAAGAUCUCACCUUUUAA
Thecamonas trahens ATCC 50062 is the source of this 4104-nucleotide messenger RNA. RefSeq names its product aldehyde oxidase. Bases 1 to 4104 code for a protein of 1367 amino acids. The transcript has 2 exons. Gene Ontology annotation, molecular function: oxidoreductase activity; iron ion binding; FAD binding. Lineage: Eukaryota; Apusomonadida; Apusomonadidae. The record is from RefSeq and is a predicted model, not a curated record.